Porites evermanni is the source of this 16688-nucleotide messenger RNA. The record is from the annotation of a GenBank genome assembly. NCBI's taxonomy places the organism in Eukaryota, Metazoa, Cnidaria, Anthozoa, Scleractinia, Poritidae.
CAUGGGUGUUGUGGUUUUCUCAACCGACUCGAGCGCGAAAGUCUGAACUGCGAAGUUUUGACCCUCGAAACAGCUUUUUAUUGAUCCUCGAUUGUUUUAGUCCGACGUGCAUGUGUAAGAGGCAGUGGAAAUGUGUUUUGUGAGCAGCGUCUGGCAACAGAUCGUCGAAUGAAUCUCUUGAUCUGAACUUAGCUCGAAUCAAGAUGGCGGCUGCAGCAAAGGUCUGUUUACAGUUUUGUAAGUUUUUCUGCUUUUACCUUUAACAGUUUAUCCUGUGCAUUGCAAAGUUCCGUUUUCUAAGGGAAUCAAAUUUUCGUGGCUGGAGACAAAUGAUCGUACGAAUCGAUCGAUCCGUAUUUGCAUAAGAUUUGUUCAGUGACACGUAAAGUAAAGGUACACUGUGUUCAGGAUUUUGCGUCACCGAUUUUUCGCUCGCGAUCGGUUACUUCAUGAUCAAAUACCUCUGAGCUAGUGAUCCUAACAGUCAGUGUUUUGGAUAAUUGGUUAGUUAUUCACAAGGCCACCAGUUCAGCUGCUGCCUGGUAACUCAUAUUGUAGGCUGAUUUGAAUAUUGUGUCAAUUGUUUUAUUCUUUUAGGCUGCUAGAAGAAAUACUACAGUGCACAUUGAUUUUUAUCUUCCAAAUGAUCCCUUCCAAGAUCCAUGCAUUGGAAGGUUGGUAGUCACUUAAACUUAAUAGUACUAUUUCUUUGAGAUAUUAAUUAUUUGAGUUAAUUUAAGUAAUAAAUGUCUGGCGAUGAAAAUCAGUGAUAGGAAAUCAUUUCAAAAACUGAUAGUUGACAGAUAAGUUACUACUACUUUGUGCUUCUUAUUUGAUGAGCAGGGAAGUCCAUUUUUUGUAUGCACCCCUACUGGAUGGAUUCUGAAACCCACAGGAGACUCAUGGGAGCUAAGGCCACUAAAAGCAGUAUGUGGGAUGUUUGUCACAUGAACCUACAAUCGGCGACAAAAUCGGUUGACACACUUCGCCCCAAAAAGGCAUUCUGAUGUUUUAAGGCGGAUUUAGAUGGUACAAUUUUUGCUUACUACUAGAAUGCAUCAUGACUUCACAACAGAUCGAGUCGUGUAAAUUAGACCCACGACAUUCAAACAACACAUUGUGGAUGUUGUAAGUGAAAAUUGUGGGCGUGUGGAUGGUUGAAAGUCUUGAAGUAUGCUAGUCGCGUACAGUGCUAUACUUGUAAGAAAAAAUCAAACUGUCUAAAUCGGCCUUUACUGACUUCAAAAGGGGAAAAUACAUGUAAAGCUUUCCCUCCCCCAUCUCCUCCAUGCAAUGUUGUGCCACUGUUUGAGUUACCUAUAGAAAACAACAAACACCCUAACUUUGAAUGGAGGGUAGGGAAGAGGGGUGUGGAUUCUUUUGUUCUUUGAAGUUACCGUAAAUCCUCUAUUUAGCCCCCCUCUCCAAUAAGCCCCCCCCUUUUUAGAGGAGGAAAGUUAAUAAGCCACCCCUCUCUAUUAAGCCCCCCCUCCCCCUCCCCCAAUCCGUAUUCUUCACAAAAAAAAUUGACGAUUAACGUUGACUGAUCAGUUAUGGUUUAUCCAGGCUGAAAGUUCAUAUUGUUUUUGGUCUUUGGCCGUAUGACCUCCAACUUCAUAGGCUUAACUUUCUCAACUUUGCGCUCUAGUUCUCUGCAGAGAACAUUUUUGAAGAAUAAGAAUUUUGUUUUUGUUACUUUUAGGCACCCACAAGUGAAAUAAAUACUUUUGACAGUGACUUUAAUUGUACAACGCGUAAGUCUACUCCGCUCAUACCACGGUAUUUUUGCUAUAGGUGAUGCGUUUUACUAAAUUAAAUAAGCCCCCCUCUCUUUUAAGCCCCUCCUCUCUAUUAAGCCCCCCCUCAAAAGUGCUUGAAAAAAAUAAGCCCCUCCGGGGGACUUAAUAGAGGAUUUACGGUACCCUAUUUGAGUACAAUGUCUCAACAAUAGACCAAUUCGGCUAACUCUAUGUUGUACCAAAUUCAAACCCUUUGGGGUUAAAACGUUUUGUUUCAGGAAUUUCCAUAUCAUUUAAAUGUGAAUGCCACAUUAUAUUGCAAAUACAAUACACAAAGAAUCUUAACCCUGGGAGAUUUGAAUUGGGUACAACAUUGAGUUAGCCAAAUAGGUCUAUUUUGUCGCUGAUUGUAGUUUAGUGGCCUUGGCUCCCUCAAGUCUCCUGUAGCUAAGUGGGAGAGCAUCUGGACUAUUAACCAGAAAGUCAUACAGUCAAACCUCCAUAUGCGACCACCUCUUGUAAGCAACCACCUCCCAUAAAUGACCACCAAUCCAAAACACUAAAAUUUUCCCAGUCAAAACCUUACAGUUAGAACCUCUAUUAAACAACCCCCUCCUGUAAGCGACUGCAACCACUUUUUGGGCCUGACAGUUAAUGAUUUUCCAUUGUUUUUAACCUCUUGUAAGCGACCACUUAACGCAUUCUCUGAUCUCUAUGUUCGCUGUGUGCACUAUUCUACUUAGAAGAUACAAAGAACUUUAGGGACAACAUGCCACUACACAUGUCAUAAUACAUUAUACAUUGCAAGCAAUAAAUUAUCUUGCAUAAAGUAGAUGUGCCAGGACCUCUUCGCGUAAGAGGCCCCCUGUGGCUCGAUUCUUGUAAGCAACCACCUCCUGUAAGCGACCACUCAGUGUUUGCAUUUUGGGUGGUCGCUUACGGGAGGUUUGACUGUACUAGGUUCAACUCCUGUUGGGGGUACUCGGAUUUCUUCUUCCAAGCUGCCUGUGUACAUCUCUAUCAGUGAUUUUGUUACAAAUAGUCAUGGUGAGUCCUGGGACUCAUCUUGUGAAAAUUCAUGAGUCCCAGUUCACAACCAUGGAGUCCCAAUUCAAAAACAUGGGUCCCUGGGUAUUUAUAUAUGUAACCACACAGUAAGUUAAUCUUAAGACAGGUUCCAAAUAUCCUCUUUCUAUUGUCAAGAAAAACAAAGAAAAAAUGAAAUAUGUGUUGUUACACAACAGCCAUAAGAAAACAGCCACAGAAAUCAUGCAAACAGGAGAUUCUUCAGAAACAUCUUCAGAUCGAUCAAUGAUCUAUGUUUGCGUCUUACAGGACGCAUACCACAAAUUAUUUUGCGUCUUUGGAGAUUUUUAUGUGUCGGAGACGCAGGACGCAGAGGUAACAAAAUCACUGCUCUAUCAAAUCAUUUAAUUUUUUCAACUGGUCAAAAGUCUGGGCAAAAGAAAACACAGAUCAGAAUUCAUGUCACACAACUUGCCCUUGACCAGAAGAGUGGAAGUACUUUGAUUUCAGUAGCCUCUCAUGCAGACUUUCCUCGGGCUUUGUCCAAUGCUCCUUCAUAGUGUAUUAAGAAAAUGAAAUAAUUCUUGACUGAUUAAUGUUUCUUGCCGCAUUGAUUACAGGCGUACUGGUGUUCCCUUAAACAUUGAUGCCCGAAAAGACUCCUUUGGAUUUGAUAACAUAGAUGAUUACUUCCCUGACUCAGGUAUAUGUUGUUCUUACAAAAAUAAAAGUGCUGUUACAACUGUCACUCAUCAGACCAUGUGUGCCAUAAAAAAUGUUCGUGUCCAGCGAAAUCCUCCCUUCAGUCAGGCAUGAUGACUAUAUGGGCAGGGUUUUCAAUGAGUGCCGGUGGCCAGCAAAAUUCACCGGCUAUUUCAUGUGAGCUCACCACCUACUUUUACCCAAGCAUUACAAAAUAUUCAUGUGCUGUCAAAAAAAUUUAAUGAUGUCUGUGUUUUGUUCAAACACUCUAAUUUUUGCUCCAGAAUGCUGGAAAUGCAUUCUAAGAGGCCUAGAUUUCAAAAUUUUUCCAGAAGCUUGCACCUUUAGUGCUCGCAUUUAUCACGUCUUUGCCGCACAUUUUUUCCUUCUCCACCUAUUCCAAAGAUUUUGCCACCUACUUAAUCUUAGUGAAAACCCUGUACAGGUUACCAAGGACUGCAAUUUUGAAGCUUAAGAUUUAUUGAUUAUUGCAUGUUAUUGAAAGAAAUUGAAAGUUAAUCAGUGUAAUGUAUGUCCCUCAAAUCACUAUUUGUCUUGUUUCUAUAAUAAUAAUGGUUGGACGGUGAUUAAUUUUUUAAACAUAUUUAUACUCCUGGGCCCAGUUGUUCUAAGGCCGAUUAGUGCUUAACCCGGGAUUAAACUUAACCCAACCUUGGUUUCUUUUUCUUGUGUUCAAAAGCAUUUUCUCGGAUGAGUUUCUCUGUUAAUUUUAGAGAUUCCAAUCAUCAACUUGUAGACAAAAAGAAUUAAACUGAAUUUACUUUUUAAGCUUUCAAUUCUGAAUUCAAAUUUAGCACUAACUACAGGUUAUCUUAACCCAGCUUUGAACAACCCGGCCCUGGAGAAAGUUUCCCCUCUAGAUUAUUUUCGUACUUUACUUGCAACUAUUUAGAUAAAGAUAAACAAUUUCAAAUGUUGGUCAUGACCCUGAGACCAUUGCAUAAUCUGGUCCAGAAAUGUGUAAAAAAACAAUGCUAUAAUUAUUUUUUGAUAGGUAGCAGACUUAAUCUUAUUUUGUAUUCUUUCAUUCCAGCUUUAUAUUUCAGGUCAGGACUCAGAGUGCAAAGAAAAUCAUUUUUACAGCUUACCAUUCGGGCAAGCUGAAGCUAGCAUUUACUAGCCCAAACAUCAUUUCAACUAACCCUAAAAGCUUUUUGACUAGCAGAAUUGAUUUCACAGUUCUUCUUUUAUUCGAAUUGCUCAAAAAACAUCACUUGCCCCUCAGGCAAGUUAAAAACAAAAAAAACACUAGCCCGAUAGCAAAAUCCACUAACCCCAGGCUAUCGGACACUACUUUCUUUGCACGCUGAGACUACUUAAUUUAUUUUGUGAUCUUAAGUGAGACCUACCAAAUGUUAUGGCAAAUGACUAGUAAUUGGUCUCAACCUAAUUUAAUUGAUGAAAAACUUAAAAGUAUAACUGCAUAAGUUUAUAUCUGUUGUUUCUUCCUUAACUCUUUGCUUUUUCACCUGUAUAGAUCCAGAAGAGGAAAAUAUUGUUCCCAAUGCACAAAGUUCAGAUAAAGAUUUUGUUGGAAGGUGUGUAGAUUCAAACUAGAUAUUUUGUCAUACAAGAUAGUACUCAUUAAAACAUACAUUUUUUAACUUUCUGUUACUUUCCUGUCAGUAAUAAUUUUGAUAUAAAACAGCUGCAUAUUCAACAUUGACAACUGCUGAUGAUUUGUACUGUACUUGUCUUCAACAGGAGAACUGGAAAAAUACUCAGCAUAAACCCAAGAAAAGAUUCCAAGGGAUUUGACAAUGUUGAGGAUUACUUUCCUGAAUCAGGUUGGAAAAACAGAAGUUUCAAUUUAAAAAACUAACAUUUUAAAUGAUAAAUUUUCAUCCUCAGCCUCAUUUCCACACAGGGCUUUUGCCGUUGUUUUUUAAAAUACCCCACAAAAUGCCUCCGUGUGGGUUGCAAAAGUGGCAACAUUGUUUUUCUUGUUCUUUUAGGUCCCCUGAACAUAACUAGCCUAGUUGCUUGCUUUCUUCAUGAAAUGACCACGGGAGUACAUAUGCUCCCGGACAACUUUGGAAUUCUAUCAAAUAAAAGUGGUUAAAAAAAGACUCAUGUUGUGGAGAAGAGAGUGUUUUGAAUUUCCAGUGUGAUAUAUUUGUGAAACACACUGCCUAAAAGUCAACGUGUACAUUUUGAGCUUAAGGUGCAAUUUAUUAUGAUAAAAAGAUUUGACAUUCACAAUCUUCUGUGAACCUCAAGGUGGUGAUAAAUCAAAGGAAUUGUCUCCGGCAGAAGUUCAGUCAGGCAACACAGAAACAGACGACAGACCAACUGAAGUUGGCUUGUCAGAGAAGACAAAUUCUGAAGGUACCUUUGAUAAUACUGAAGAGGAGGAAACAGCAGCUACUCCUACCAUAACUGGUGAAUCUCCAAAUGAGACUGGAACUGUUAUUAAAAAUGCUGCAUCCUCUGAACCAACUCCAGAGGUUAGAGGACCAGUCAGCAAGAGGUAGGAACCGUCAUUUAGGAUGUGAACAAUGUGAAUUUAGAUAGCAAGGCUGUCAAUACUACAUGUACAUUAGUUUCCUACACAAUCGUUCUAAGGGGUUUGUCAGGGGUUCUUCGGAAGGAUUGUGUGACAAGCCAAAAGAACUCAGGGUGUGGGUUACUAAAAGAUGAGAGCUGUGAAUUCUCCCUCGCAAUUAUGAGCAUGAACCAGGGCUGCAGUAAAGUCCUGUCUGGUCACUCCAGAUGAAUGUAGUUUUUGUUGCUAGGCAAGCAAAUGACUUUGUAAAACAGAGUGGUCAUGAGAAUUACGGACAUUAUCACACAAGAAGAAUUUGUUUGAUAUUUUAUCAACUUCUCCCCACUAUUUCUGUAGGAAAUGAAUUGGGGCAACAAAUGAGAAUUCAAAUUUUGAUCUUAAGGUGUAAAGGGUUAAAGCUCACUUCCAGGCAAGUGUCCAGGAAAGUCAUCCUCCAACUGAAACAUAAGCUAAUACAAGCAAGUUGUUGCCCUGGGCAAGCAAACCAUGACUCAGAGCUGCUUUCCUAAAGGACAGCCCAGUGGAAUUCAAGUUUUUGUUUAGCGCUGAUGAUCGACCCCCAUGUACUUUCAUGUUAAACUCAUCACAUAAAGAUGAGCUUGGGAGGGGGUGCCACAGGCCAUUAAUGAAAGUAAAACCAAUAAAGAAAUUGACAAAUUUAAACACAACAUAUGUAUCACAUCUUUGUCUGCAGAUUGUCAUUUUCACAUGGGGAAUUGCUAAGUGAAUCAGAGUCCAACGAGCCAAAGUCUGCCAGGUUUGUUUUCACAUUGAGUGAACUAUUUCAUUAUAAUACUGACUGUCAAUUUCAGCGUUCACACUUGGUGCCUGGUCACGGUGCCUGAGUGUGGUAGUCGCUGGGCACCAAUGUGAACACACCAUUUUUUCAAGUACCCACCCUAGAAUUCAGGCAGGGUGCCAGUGCCCGCUCAGGCACAAAAGUGGGCACCUGGUUCCUGUGUGCACACAAUGUUUGUAAGUUCUGGGUAGUCCACUGCUUUUUUCUCUGUGCUAAGCUCAUGUUUCAAAAUGGUGUCUGACAGGGCGAAAUAGAGUAACUAUGUACACAGUCACAUAUUGGAUACUCAAAGUGUGAACACAACACCAUUUUGUGCUGGUGCCCAGGCACUGGUUCCCAAGCAGCAGGUGCGGACAGCCCCUUAUUUCCGUUAAUAAGCACCCAAGCACCAAGAAUGGGCACUUAUUCAAAGGAUCAUUCUUGUUAGUGCAGUUCUGUUUUAAAGUUUGGAUUUGAAGUUUUGUGAACAUUAUAAUAAUGCUUUGACACAAGUUGCUUGUCACCCCUUUAAUGAUAAGUAGAGGAAAUUAUGCCUGGAUGAAAGGCACUCUUUUCCCCCUUGAAGCACUUUCUGGGCUUGAUGAGACUACCUGCUGGCGAGGUGAUGAAAGACAUUAAUAGAGACCUUUACAUUCUAAGACGAGGACGACUACGAAAACGAGAUUUCUUCAAAUUACUAAGUAGUGCGCGUGAACCAGUGCCAUUUUGGCGGGAAAACGCGAUUGCCGUCGCCAUUCUACUACGAGUUUUAGCGAGAAUUUCGUAAUGGCGAAAACGAGUUAUCAAAUGUUAGAAGUUUUAUUAUUUUGCAAUAGGGAGAGCUGUUAACCUCCUUCAAUAAGAGUAACCGUGUAACUUUUCUGGUGUGAAAAAAAAGUGAAAUAAAGCUUUCCGUGAUGUCUAUUUAUUGAGAAUACUCGAGAAAAAAAAAUUUAAGUCAAAUUUCCUCCUCGCAGUUGCCUUGUCGUCGAAUCUAAUCUGGUGUAUUUUUCAGUUUGUAAGUGUUUUGUUCUCUUUGUCUUCAUAUUAGAAGAGGACUGCAUGAUGUAAACUGCACGGCGGUUAAGAAUGGAAAGACAGGGAACAGUGAUUCUGAAAAUGAUGCUGUUGACGUCGAGAUUGAAUCACCGUCAGCUGUAGUUUCUAAUGACCACCCUCAAACCGCUACCAAACCCAAAGAAAAGACUAAAAAUAGCAGAGCAACAAAAGCCAAACAAAACCAAAAACAACAGGAUACGUCUGAUGAUGAUGAAGAAGUCAUUGAUGUGGAGGGAAUUGAGGAAGAUGAGACAUUUCUCACUAUUGGAAACACAACGCAAAAUUUAAAGAGUACCGUGGUAGAUGAGUCUCCCGUUGCUGCCGAAGCGGAGAGUUUUGUUAUGAGUGAGAGUUUUGUUCUGGAAGGGACAAAACACAAGACAAUGUCGCCAGAGUUUGGAUCCUGCUCAGACAGUCAACCAGAUGUGAAUGAUGCUCAGGCACCAAAGGUUAAGAAAUCAAGGAUUCCAGUGAGAAAGAAGGGAGUAAGUGUUAAUAUCAAACAGAGAGCUCCGAGAGGAAAGCAGAAGAAAGUGCAGGGGCAACAGAAUGGUCCACACGGCAUAAAGAAUGGUGGUGAUGUAGCAGAUGGAAGGUCGUCAAAUGACAAUAAAAACCAAAGCAAGUCAUCAAGGGGAAGGAAACAAGAAGCUAAGCAAAAUGCUGCAAGGGGAAGGCAGAAAAAGGUGGAAGAGUCGACAAUUGAAGGACACGAGGAUAAUGGAGAAGUGUGCAUUGAUAAUGUUGAAGUUGACAACGCGGGUGACGUUGAUGAAGGAACGGAGUUAUUUAGUUCUAGGGCAGGGCAAAGUAGAGUAACGAGAGGACGAAAGAACAAUGUUGAAAGCUCGAAGGUUGCGGAAACUGAGGCUUUGGAGGUUGAUAAUGAUGGUGUUGCGAAGAAAGGAAAACGGCGAGCCAAGAGUAUGCCUGGUACCAAGGUACAAACACAGAAGCUGUCAAAAAGUUCGAAGAACAAUGGUAGAUCCAGCGCUGUUUUCUCUGAUGAAGGGCUUCAUGACAAAGAGGAGCAGAAACGAGGGAAAGGGAGGAGAAGUGUCCCAAACAUCAGGCAACAGCAAAAAGAGCCUGUGAAAGGAAGGAAGGAAAAGACAGAUGAAAAAGUAGAAGUCCGUGAAGAUAAAAGCGGUGAUGUGGGUGCCGACAAUCACGACAGACCUGCGGAGCUGAAAACAGGAAAGCAAAGAAAGAAUGUCGCAAAAGGAAGUGAAUCAGAUGAACAAGUUGAACUGAGUGGACGAAAGACCAGAGCGCAAAGGAGAAAAGAGGCUGAUAACAAACUCCAAGGGAAAGAUGGCGAUGGGGAAGGAGAUGAAGAAGGUGGUGUUGACGAUGUUAUAGACGACGAGAACGCGGGGUCUAAUAACACAGGAUACGAAAAAGUUGGUCAAGAGAAGACCAGAGCGCAAAGGAAGAAAACGGAGGAUGCCUUAAUCGACAGAAAAGGUGGAAACGGGGGAAAAGAAGGCGUUGGAGGUGGUUCAAGACUGGAAGAUGAAGAAGAAAAAGUAAACAUGCCUUCGGUAGGCAAAAGAGACGGGAAAGCGGGAGCAAGUAAAAGAAAGACCAGGGCUUCGAGGAAAAGGCAAGCAAAUACUGAAAGAAGGGAUGACAACCAAGAUGAAGAAGAAGGCAAUAUUGCCGAUUCCGCUGUAGUUCCCAACGUUGAAGAUCAGGAAGAUAAUGGAGUCUUGGAAUCGGAAGACACAGGACAAGAAGAUGAGCUUUACGCGACAGGUGAUGCGAUGGCGAACAAUAGCAGGGUUAUGGCAUUGGAUACUGUCGAUGAGUUGGACGAAGAUCAGUCCUCCUCUGAGAAGGCUGAACAGGAAACAAGAAGUGGUAGUACCAUUGUUUCAAACAAUGCCUCAUCCAGCUUAGAAUCCAGGAAAAAGGACAACAGUGGCACGGGAAGAAGACGGCGGAAGCCCUCUGUAUUACCACCAUAUGAGGUAAAACGAAGAGCAAAUAAAGUGAACAGCUCAAAAGCUUCUGUGUCGGCGAGUAGUCCCGAAAGUACUACUGAAUCUGAGCAGGGAACAUACGCCAAAAAACCUAGAUUAGAGGAAGUAUUAACUGAGAAAGAACCUGCGUUGAAUUCUGGGAAACGUAGCGCAAAAACUUGGGUUGCAGUGAAUUCGAGGAAAAGUGGUGGAGGCGCUCAGUCUGGCGGCAACUCUAAGGGAGGAAAAAAAUCAGUGGCACAAAAAAACAGCGCCAAGAGUUCCAAGGAUGGUCACGAGAAAUCACUGCAGAAUGCCGAUGAAAACGAAGGCUAUGACGAAGGUGAUGUAGAUUAUUCAGUGAGCGAAGAUGGUGGAGUUGAAGGCAGGACUUUUGAAGAAAUUCCAUCUGAGGAUACGACCCCAAGACCACUUUCCGCGCUUGGUAAACCAGCCACUGAAUUGAAGUCGAUUCUUAAGUCUGGUGGUCGUGUGGUGCGAACACAUGCAGGUAUUGUUUAUAAGUAUGAAUGAUUAUUUUGGACAUCUGAUCUUGCUCAGAUUGAGAUCUUUGAAAAAGCACCUGGCAUAGCUAUUAGUUAAGAGCAGUAACAUUUUCAUUGCCUACCACACCAUAGGAUUUCAUCCACAGACUCAGAAGUUAGAGUCACCUUUUAUGGCGUGAUAAACAGUACCACAGGAAAGUACUGCUCAGUAGCUUUCAUUUGAAUGGUCACACUUCAGGAUUUCAUCCACAGACUCAAAAGUUAGAAUCACCUAGUACAAUAUAAUAAACAGAACCAAAGGAAAGUACUGUUCAGUGGCCAUCAUUGGUAUGGUCACACCAUGGAUUUCAUACACAGACUCAAAAAGUUAGAAUUACCUUAAAGCGUGAUAAACAAUACCACAGGAAAGUGCUGCUCAGUAGCUUUAAUUUAAAUGCUCCAACUCUGGUAUUUCAUCCUCAGGCUCAAAAGUGGUAUCUACAUCAUGUCCCAUUACUUACUCUAAUAGUAAGUGGAAGGCCUAAAACUUUCGCCCACCCACCCCUCCCUUGAGCCAACAUUUUGCCGUAAGUCAGCAGUGUGUGUUAAUGUUGUUGUAGGGGAGGGGUACGUGGGUAGUUUCCGAGAAACUUGCGUCGAUCCCUUCUUUCUUUCAACAGCGUCCAGGAAGAGACAAAUGAACACAGACAAAACUCACUCGGAUGGAAAUGACGCUGAUGACGAGAGCGCGUUACCAGCGAAACAACCCAACAGGAACCGCCUUUCAACGGUCAGCUUUGCCUCUGCGCCAUUCGUCGCACCUUCGCCCCAAGACCCUUCCGUGUCUGAAACCUCCAAGUGUUCCCCUCUGCCUGGACUAUCGUUCGUUUCCAAAAACAGCAGUUUCAGGUCAACAGACAGGACAUUCACUCCUGGGAGCACGAAGACCAUAAGGUCGUCCGUUGGAUCUGCUAGUGGUGCGUCUAGCACUGGUGAUUCAGUCAUCGAUCCUGAUGAAGAGGUUACUUUCGCUAAUGACGCUGAGCACCAUAAAGGUGAGUUGUGUUCUUCUGAUUUUCAUUAUUCUGACUUCUAAAAUUCUGUCUUCAAGUGAAGUCAGUGCUGUUUGGUAAAUCUACUACUUGACGAUACGUAAACUACUUCAAAGUCGCUGUUAUGUAGACAACUGCUAACUUAGACUUGCUCACAAGUCGAGCUUUUGAGCGCGUAGCGCGACUGUGAGCGCGAAGCGCGAUCGUACGAGCGCGGAGCGCGAGCGAGCGAAAGCUCGGGUCCUACCACACCAGACCAGAAAACCAAGCGAACGACUUUGAGAAAGUCUACUGCUAACUGAACUCUACUUAUUUUCUCGUAAUGUUCACUUUUAAACCCCAGUGUUACAUUUUAUUUCUGUUCAGUUUAUUCCUAUCUAGAGAGGAAAUAGACAGUUUCUUUUUUCCCUAAUCCUGCCCUAUCUUUUUCAUUAACUUCAAUACGAUCAAUUAACGUUUUCUAUUAAGUAUGUAUAGUAUAAAUAAAAGUAUUAUUAUAAUAUGCCAUGUAUACUGUUAAAAAAACGAGCAGGAGUUAAACUCGAGAUUUUAAACCUGAUAAUAACGACUGCGAGUUUUUUGAACGGCUUCAAAAUUUCUUAUGUAGAUCCACUCAUUCUUGCACUAAUAUGUCGAUUUGGGGUUACUUUCGUCUAAAAAAUUGGACAAAAAUGGAUAUUUUACAUGUGAUGCAAUUCGAGGAGCAGUCUUCUCGUUGUCAAAAAUGGCGAAAGCUCUUUGCAGAGAAUGAUUUGUAUGGAAAUUUUGCUUGAUUCUUUUGGUUUUUUGAUUUAGACGUGUCAGAUGAACAAAGCACAAGAAGAAGUAAGCGAACUAUUGUGCCGCCAUUACAGUACUGGAAGAAUGAGAGAAUAGAUUAUGAGCGACGAAAGUCAGGUAGAGUAGAUGGGAAUGAUUUUUAUCCUUCUUUGCCAUCGACUCUUUUUUUCUUUCCUCUUUUCUCACCUUUUCUUCUCCUUUUUAUGUCAAUUUUGCCUCCAGCAGCAAUGAUAGUUCAGUACCAACAAUGUCACAAGUCAGUAAGUUUGUCACAAUCACAGUUCUUCCACCACUCUACAGUUGAUUGCGCUCAUAUCAAAAGACUCAACUACACCAUGCGUAUUCUAGACUCCAACUGGCAUGAAUUCUAGGGCUGGGCAAGACCUUAGGAACACUUGAUGUAUCUAAGAGAAAUUGAUUGGGAUGUAAUUGGAGUUAGUCUUUGAGGUUACAGUUUCCAUGGAAACUAGAACACUGGGGUCCUGUUGUUUUAAUUCGAAUCGGAUCUUGUUUCUCGGACAGAAACUGUUCUCAACAUUUAUAUUUAGGAGUCUAUCUUCUACGAAAGCCAGAACUUUUUCUUAUCUUAUCUAUUCUAGUGAAGGGUAUUUAUGGUCAUUCACAACAUGGUGUGUUACUCGCUUCUAGUGGGUGGUAGUGUGUGAUUUUGUCACACGAGAAGGCACAAAUCAAACCGUCAAGGCCUAAUGUUGUUGCUGUACUUUCUUUUGUCAGGGGGUUGGUGCAUAAAAAAAGUCAUAAGAAACCCAACUCCUACACCAAAGCCAAGAAGAAAAACAAAACAGACCAAAAAACGUGUCGAAAAGAAGCCAAAGUCAGGUAUCUCUUUUGAACUUGUACUUUUAAAAUGAUUGACGUUCCAGGGGCAUAAUCGUUUUAGUUUAGAAUGAACUGGAAAAUAUGAACUGCGGAAAUACAAAUUUAAAUGCAGAUAUUACCAUUGCAGUUGUAAUCGCCAUUUAAGCGAUUACGAAUUAAGCCCGAAAAAAACCUUAGGGCUUCAAUGGGAUUCGAGACCAUAACGUCGGCGGUAGAGCUGCAGUGCUCAACCUACUGUGCUAUACCCAUACAUUGGGAGCAGGUCAAGUUUUUGAGUUUACUGCUCGUCUGUUUCACUUUUUUUAGUAAACGCUAUGGAAUCCUCGGAAGAAGAGCUUGAUAAUGUAAGUAUUUGAUGAAGGGUUUUUCAAGUAAGCUUCUUAAAACGCAAAACAAAGAAAAAAGUCUAGCCAAUCACUCGUUUUGUUGUGACGUUUCAAAAGCGUACGCUUAAGACACUAGUAAAGGCAGAGCUGCAAAUGUUUUUUUGUUCAAUCAGGAGAGCCUUGUUAAGUUAUCACUUUGGUCGAACUCAGUUAAGGAUCCAUUGCGUAUCCACGAAUAGUCCUUGGUAUUACCUUUGUGUGGACAUCAUGUCCGGCCACAAAACAUUGUCCAGGUUUCGUACAGGUCAUGGAAAACCUGGAAAGUCGUGGAAUUUAAGAAUUUCAUUUUCCAGGCCUGGAAAGUCAUGGAAUUCAAUCUUCAGUCAUGGAAGGUCAUGGAAAAUUAAAGUUUUGUUUGAUAGAUUAGUGACAGCUAAACCGAAGGUCGGGGAAAACUUGAAAAGGCCAUGGAAUAUGAAGAUGAACGACUGUUUGCAGCUCUUUAAUGGUAAAACGUAUAUUAGUCAGUAGCCGAUUGAUAUCUAGUCUGCUACACAGCCGUUUUUAGUGUCGUCACGCAACUCUGGGGAGGAGGGUUGCGUGACGACACUAAAAACGGCUGUGUAGCAGACUAAUUGAUAUCAUGAUAUGAAGUGUUUUAUUUUAGUCUUACGUUUUGGCUUCAUUUUUGCGUAAGCUGUUGCUUUUUUUUCACGCCGCUUAAAAGCUUCCCACCGCCCCUCCAUUAUACGUCCACUUCAAACAGCAUAGUUUUAAAGCUGGAAUUUACAGUUGGAAUUUUUUGCUGCAGGAGGGCUUAGAAGGGUUUGAAGAAGUGACCAACCCUAAAGGAAUCGUUCUUAACCCCGAAACCAGCGAAGAUGUCGAUAUGGGUGAGUGAAGAACGUCACAUUUUGGGCACCUCACUAUUUUGCCAUUGUUGAUUGUGCUUUUCUUUCCACAUCUCUAUAAAUUGUUAUCAUAACUAGUCAUGAUAGUAUUGAUUCCAACUGAAUCAACUUUGAGUUCGUGUGCAUCCCAGAUUGUCUUUUCAUUUUUCCAAAGAAGCGCAGGGCGAUUAACCACGACGUUUUCCUUCCAGACAUUUUUCAUGUUCCAGGCAUGUUAAACUUCUCGAAUCCUGCGGGUAAACCCGCGCAGGAUGAUGACCCGCUUCUCGUUCACAAGUUCAUUUCGCAGCCACUCUUUGGGGGUGGACAAGUGAUUUUGAGGCCUGGAGCCGAGAAAGGGAGACAGUUUGUUCGCAACGAUACAAUGGUGAGUUUUGUGUUAUUCAUCGUGAGCCGCAAAAUGUAGUGGUAGUUUUCGACGACUGUUUGCCACUCCUUUUUGCAAAACAGAUUUGAAUAAGCUAUUACUUAUUCUCAUUUUGAGCAAUUCGACGUAUGGGAAACAAACUACAGAAAUCAGGGGCCUUGCGAUAUGCAAUCGUUGGUAUGAGACUUCGCUGAAAACUGACUCCCCGUACUUUUUCGUGAUUAAUUCAACUCGACAUCGUAGCUAAAAAUUGGUAAAUUAGGAGAGGGGUCAGUGCGAAGGGUUUAAAUUUGUAAUUAAACUAUUCUGUUUUCUUGUAAUGGUAGAGCAUUUUCAAUUCAUUGUCAUAAAGACAAACAAGGUAUCUACUUUAGUCAAUGGCAAACACAGACAAUCAAAUGAACGAAUCAAUGGUCGACGAAAUAAAAUGCAGCCCACCAAAAGCGCGGGAAAACGCGUGUGACCAAGUAGUAAUUGAUUAUAUUUCUUCUUUCUGAUUGGCUAAAAACUGGCGCGAAAUUUUGUGCCAGUUAUAAACAUAAGAAAGGGUAUUUUAAAAAACGAAAGUAACUUUGACAUUCAAGACUACAUCGAGACAAGAGCCUCGAUUAAUUUCCGAUUAAGAACUCUGACUUGUAGUUUGUUUUAACUUUUUGAAGGUGUUUUACGUCAUAAAAGGCCGCAUCAUGGUCACAGUUCACCAGUCUUCUGUCGUUCUUGGUACUGGAUCGACCUUUUUUGUUCCUCAAGGUGAGUUUUAUUACUUUUUAUGAAUUUUAUACCUUCUAUGGGCUUACCCUACACUGGGUACAAUUUUUUUUCUCUCGCGUGCGACAUUUGCGGUGAGAUGCUGGUCGGCCUUACGGCCGACACAUCUUCGGUCAGAGCCGAGGCCACGGGUUGCAAAGCCACGAGAAAAUGAUAACCGCUUUUUUGAGGGAAUAAACCCGAUUUUUGCGCGUGUUUUUCACUAAUUAAGACUUGGCCGAAACGGGAAACUGCGUAAGAAAAGCCUCUGGCGCCAAGGGUUGACCUACAACACUGCUAUGUAUGUUUAUCUCAAGAGUGUGUGGCGCUGUCGUCAAAAGUGCCCGUUAAUUUAUUUUGCGAAAGCCAGAUUUUAAAGUCAAAAUCUUACCUACAAACCAGCUUAAUUGCUUCAUAGCAGAUUUCAAACACCUUUUCAUGGGUUCGUGGGCUCGAAAAAAAAUGUCCGACGCAGAGGUUAGCAAACCGUGGACUGCCGUUUUGGCCUCAUCAGGUCUUGUUUACACAGCAUAGGAAACCACCGGACUUGGGGUUUUCCUAAGCGUUUACUUUUCGCUACACUUUUGGACGCGCAACAGCUUCCCAUUUGUUUCCUUUGAACAUUCAUCUCUUUCGACAAGUUUCCUCCCCUUUGCUUGUGUGUUUUCGUUGGUCAAAAUCUACAUAUAUACGCGGAACGAGGAACUGUAAAGAUUUUUUUUCAUUAUGCGGCGACCAUUCUUAGUUAUCUUCUGUUUUGUUUUUCAGGGAAUUCGUAUAACAUCAAAAAUCUAAGGCAAACGGAAGCCAAACUUGCGUUUGUCCAAAUCAAGGGAUGAAGAUAAAGUCUUACAUGUGUCUUGAUUUGCAAGGAAGAAUUUUCCUUAAGAAAACGGUCAUCAAAACACAGGUUUUGUCAAGCCUUGCCUGUAACCGGGUAGACUCGUCAGAUACUGGUCUGUAGCUGUUCUAAGUUCUAUUCAAACAGAAUCAUCAAGUCACUGCCAACACUACAUUCCUUGCCAUACUUUUCCUGGUCUUAACUUUUUGUAGCCUUGAAUUGUAAAUAAACCAAAUAAGCUUGAAUAUUUGAUUUUUGAAGUAUAAAUUUUUUUAGAUUCCUGCCUGUUAAGAAAAUAGGCAUACUUUUCGUAUAUAGCUUUUAAAAGAAAUUUCGUCACUAACAUGCAGUGAUUAAAUUAAAAAUGCUGGAAAUUCUUCCAUGCAAUCUUCAGACGGACACCUCACUAGGACAGCCCAUGCCAACCUUGGAAUUAGCCCCCAUAGCUGGCGUUUGUUUUUGUGGGUGUUUGUUUUAUUUGUGUUUCGUGAAGUAAGAGAUACAGCCGUGCGAAAUCUGAGCCGAGUUCAAACGGGAAAACGAA